Neopelma chrysocephalum (saffron-crested tyrant-manakin) is the source of this 1394-nucleotide messenger RNA. RefSeq names its product regulator of G protein signaling 1 (gene RGS1). The transcript has 5 exons. The record is from RefSeq and is a predicted model, not a curated record. Lineage: Eukaryota; Metazoa; Chordata; Aves; Passeriformes; Pipridae. The coding region runs from base 130 to 726 and encodes 198 amino acids.
GAUAAACAGAUCUGUUCACACCAGCUAGAAGGACUGCCUGCGUCAAUAAAAGGCAGCAGCAGAGGCAGGGAGCUGACAUUUGGUGCUUGGAGGAUUAUCAUUGCAAAAGUCGCUUCACAUUGAAGUAAAAUGCCAGGAUUUUUUUUUUCUCACAACAUGACUGAAUUAAAUGGAAGAGAAGACUGCAAGCUUGCAGAAGGCAAAAUCCAUAAAAAGAAGCAAAAGUCUUUUGGUGCAGAUCUCAAAAACUAUUUGAAGUGCAUGGUACCACAUAUUGAAUCUGGGAUCAAGACUUCCAACACUAGAAAUGUCAUGCUUUCUACAGAGGAAGUUAUUCAGUGGUCACAGUCUUUGGAAAAGCUCUUGGCCAGCCAAAGUGGUCAAGGUGUCUUUCGGGAGUUCCUGAAGUCAGAGUUCAGCGAGGAAAACAUCGAGUUCUGGUUGGCUUGUGAGGAUUACAAGAAAACCAAGCCUGAUCAGUUACCUGGCAAAGCAGAGAGGAUUUAUGAGGAGUUUGUUCAGUCAGAUGCUAUUAAACAGAUCAAUAUUGACUAUCAGAUGAGAGAAGCAACAGCCAAAAAGGCUCAAGACCCAACUCACACAAGUUUUGAUGAAGCCCAGAAAACAGUAUACACCCUUAUGGAAAGGGAUUCAUAUCCCAGAUUUUUAAAAUCCAAAACCUACCUGAACCUUUUGAACCAGCUGCAACCCAACACUUCAAAAUAAAAUGUUUGAGGCAGCGAAGAGCCACGUAAACUCUGUGUCAAGUAUCCUGACAAGAUCCUUCAGGGUGGUUGGAUCUUGGUAAGGAAAAUCCCUGCCUUGGGAGGAAGAGUACGAGGGAGAUGCAAAAAGCUCCACAGCCAAGACAAUGCAGGAAAAAAGCUGGCGAGGCUGUCACAAGGGUGAGAGCAGCACAGGGAGAAAAUCCUCUCCUCCCAUACACCGUAGAGUCAAGACAGGAUAUGGAUACCAUUUGUUGUUUGAACUACACUAUGAACAUUGAAACAAAUCUUAGAUCCCAAAGAACUGCUGAUUAUUAGGAAGUGCAAGACUAUCAAGCCGAGUACUGGGAAAAGAUUAUCAAGUUCAGAAGAAAAACAAGGAUGACUGAUAAUUUUGUGCAUAAUGAGAAAAUGUUCAGACAAGACUGAUAGCUUUCAUAAAAAUCUGUGAAGUGUUAAUGAGUGUGAGUGUGAGCUCCAUGAUGCUAUUGUGCUAUGUAAAUAUAUUAUAAAUUAUAUAUUAUAUAUUAUAUAAGCUGUACUUUCAACAAGUUUGUACUCAACAGGCAGGUAUGUAGCAUCUUUGCUGUUUAAUUUAUUGCAAAAUAAUAAGGAACUCUUCAAUGAAAUCUACUUAAAAAUAAAGUUUUAUUGUCAUUUUGUAUCUUA